Molecule: messenger RNA, 1608 nt
Organism: Spea bombifrons (plains spadefoot toad)
Lineage: Eukaryota; Metazoa; Chordata; Amphibia; Anura; Pelobatidae
Product: pancreatic secretory granule membrane major glycoprotein GP2-like
Exons: 11
Coding region: 72-1367 (431 amino acids)
Cellular component (GO): cell surface
Source: RefSeq, a predicted model, not a curated record
UAAAAGGAGUCUUAGCCAAUAAUUAUUUUCAAACACCAACAUCUAACAAGAGAGAGCUAAAGACUCAUAAAAUGAAGCUUCGCUGUGUCUUCUUCAUCUUGGUUACUCUGGGGAUAAAACAUGCAGGAGCUGCAUGCUACAGUGGAGAAGAAUACAAGUUCUGUGAUCAAUGUAACGGAGACUGUGCAAAUGACAAUGGGUGUUAUUGUGCGAAUGACUUGAAACUCCAAUGCAUCCCCCGUGACUGUGCAUUAACACCCAAUCUCAAUAUCUGCUGCCCCAAGCAAUUAUUCUGGAGUUUAGAAGAAAAAUGUUGCUCAGACGAAGCAAUCUGCCAUCCCUCAUGUUUAAGUGAUGAGAAAUGUGAGCUGGUAAAUGAUAAGGCAACCUGUGUCUGCAACAAGAGUGUACACAAUAAGAAAACAAUCAAUGACUUGAAACCGUCAGUGAUAUGUAGGAGUGAUACAAUGGAUCUAUCGCUUAGUCGUUGCCUCCUGGAGUACCUUGGGUAUGAUCCUGAAUCCUUGCGUCUGAAUGGAAGUGACCUUGAAUGCAACACCACCUAUAACGCUACUUCCAACAACCAGAGCACUAUUAACAUUCAGGGUCAACUAAAACAAAAUUGGUGUGGAACUGUGGUAACAAAUGAUUCAAGUCAUAUAUACUAUAAAAACACUGUUAACAUUGGUAUUCAGAAUAAACCGAUCAUAACUGUGAAUCCGAUCCAGCUGGACUUCACCUGUUCUUACAACCGCUCAAUGACAUUCUACUUGAACAUCAGUAACAAUAUUGUGAAAAAAACUGUCUACCUCAGUCCUGUCAAUGGAAUGGGCUCAUACCCCCUCACACUUACUGCUUACAAAGAUUCAGCAUUGUCACAGGUUCCAAUAUCCGAAGAUGAUACUAUAGAAGUUGGAUCCUACAUCUACCUUGGCUUCGUUGUAGAAAAUGCAGAUGCAGAAAAAUAUUCGCUCAAGGUGGAGAAUUGCAUUGCAUCCCCUGUCUCAAAUCGUGACAAUGCCAUUGCCGUGACAUUUUUAAAGGGAGGCUGUCCUGUUGGAGAAAUAACAACAUCUGUACUGGGAAAUGGGAAGAGUCUGGAGAGCCGCAUUAGAAUCAGUUCGUUUACGUUUAAUGGGUAUAACGGUCUGUACAUCUUCUGUGAUGCCCGGUUGUGUACCCAAGGUGAACAAUGCGACCAGUGUACAAGUAGCAGGUCUGCUGGGGGACAAACUCAAGAAAUCAGCAUUGAGGUGAAGUUACAAGAUAAUUUUGAUGUUAUUAGCUCCAGUUCCAACAUAGCUGGAUCCUUGGGUGUAAUGGCUGGAUGUCUAUUCAUGUACCAUUCAAAUAAACUGGUUUGGUGAGAAACUUAUUGUAUCCUAUGGAGCUGGAUAUAAAUGGAUCAAGUCAUGGGCUUCACUUAUAAUCAACAGAUUGUGGCACUGAUUGGAAAUAAUUUAUUUUUCUUCACCAGACUACAAAGUGUAUAUAUUGUACUUAGGUGUAUGGAUGACAAGAUGUCUGUAUGGCUCGUUAAUUACUUUUCAUACAGUCAGUAUAUUUAGACAUAUUACUUCAAUAAACAGAUAUAUGCAACUACUUUAA